This is a messenger RNA of Linum trigynum, 1597 nucleotides long. NCBI's taxonomy places the organism in Eukaryota, Viridiplantae, Streptophyta, Magnoliopsida, Malpighiales, Linaceae. The record is from the annotation of a GenBank genome assembly.
UUAUUAUAUGAUAUUUUAACUAACCAAGCACAUCCGUGAUCCUUUAUCGAACUCCGCGCAAACAAAUUCCAAAAUCAAAGCCCUACAUUUGCCGGCAUAAGUAAAUUAAAGAAAUAGGGUCUAGUAGUUAGAAACCUCCGGCCGCCGAUGUAGACUGUCGUGGACGAAGCCCACCCCUCCAAAUUGGUUGACAAAAAUAAAGAAUCAGUAGCUGUCGCGUUUGUAAAAUUAAUGACGGAUAUGCUCUCUUGCCGCUCAAGAAGCAGACCAAGCAUUGAAACCAAACACACUCCUCGAAAAAAAACCCCCCAAAAAAAUAGCAAAAAACUCUGAAUAUGAACGACCCUCAAUCCUACCCGCCGGUCUUCCGCCGCCGCCGACAAACCAGCAACGGAACCAUCCACGUCGACGAGGGUGGCGGUGGCGGUGGGAAGCCCGAAGAAGCAGUAACCACCCAACACAAAUCACCUCCCCUCGAGGCGGCGGUGCCGGUAAUAGAUCUGGAGCGGCCGGACGUGGGGAAGCUCCGGGAAGCGGGCCGGGAGUGGGGGUUUUUCCGGUUGGUGAACCAUGGUGUCCCCGAACCGCUUCUGGAGCAGCUCAAGACUCACGCCGCCGAUUUCUUCGCCCAGCCCUUCGACUCCAAACAGGCUCUGUUCUCCUCCGGCGGCGAUGGAACGGCGUCCUACUUCUGGGGCACGCCCAUUCUGAACUCGUCCGGUCGGACCCUGGAUAAGUCGGCCCAGGAGAUCAAUUGGGUUGAGGCCAUUAAUCUCCCUCUCUCUUCCUCUCAACUUCCUGCAACUUGUCAUCAUCCAUCGCUUCAAUCCUUCAGAACGCUGGUGGAAGAGUACGGGAAACACAUGGGCCGAAUCUCGAGGACGGUGGCGGACGCAAUGGGAAAGCUUGCGAGUUUGGAGUGCGGCGACUACGUGUCCGAACCCACCGGCAUCAUCCGAGUUUACCGCUACCCGCAGGUUCCACCUCAGCAGCCGGCCGACGGUGACGGCAACAAUAACAAUGUUGUCGCCGAGCAGGAGACGUCACCGGCGCCGUUGGGGAUGCAAGCCCACACGGACAGUUCAGUGGUGUCGAUAGUGCUGCAGGACGACCAAGUGAGCGGCCUCCAAUUCCUGAAGAACGAUGUCUGGGUGCCCCUCGAACCGGUCCCCAACACCCUCGUCGUCAAUAUCGGUGACAUGAUGCAGGCGAUUAGCGACGAUGAAUUUAGGAGCGUGAAGCAUAGGGUGAAGGUGAAGAAGUGCAAGGAAGACAGAAUAUCAAUAUGCUACUUCGUGUUCCCUGGAGAAGGCCAGAUAAUGGAGAGCUCCAAGUACAAGCCCUUUACUUACAGAGAGUUCCAGCAACAAGUGCAGGAGGACAUCAAGACGCUGGGAUUUAAGGUUGGGCUGGAGAGGUUCAAACGUACGAUUGCCGGUUGAUCCACCGGCUACGAAGCUAGCAGCUAGUUUAAUUAACUAGCUCUGGUCUGGUGCACUUUAUAUAUACAACUCGAUCUUUAAUUAAUACGCUUUUUAAUACGUACGGGACAUCUUUUUAUCGUGGUAAUAAUAACUAAUAAGGCAAGGUUUUUCCA